AUGAGCCUACGACCGCCUGCCGCCAUACGCCGUCCUUCCAGCAACGUGGAUGGUAUUUCCCACGAGUUGUCACGGGUCAGCAGCGACAUUGGACGUAAUGAACAGCUAGAUUCCCACGGCCAGGUUUUACUGAGCAACGAAUGGGACAAAAAGGAAGGCUGGCCUGUUGUUGCAGCCGGAUCAGCCACAUUCUUUGUGUAUCUUGGUUUGGUAUACUCCUAUGGCAUUGUGCAACUUCAUCUUGCCGAUGCGCAUCUCGCUAGCGCCUCGACCUUGUCGUUCAUCGGAUCCCUGGGGGCAGCCAUGUCUCCUCUCAUGGGAAUGAUAGUAGCUCGGAUUAUCAAGCGCAUCGGCUACAGAUUCACUGCCUUCAUUGGGAGCAUAUUUCUGGGUCUUGGAGAGUUCACUGCGGGCUGGUCAACGCAAUCAGUUCCUGCCAUGUUUGCCACACAGGGACUUCUAUUUGGCAUUGGAGCUGCGAUGCUCUUCUUGCCGGCGGCAACAGUGCCGUCCCUAUGGUUCAAAAAGAAACGAGGACUAGCAACUGGUCUUGUCUAUGGCGGUGCUGGGCUAGGUUCUGCUGUGAUUGCGAUUUCACUAGAAGAGCUGAUUAGCGUGACUGGGCUAGAGGGAGCUUUGAAAAUACUCGGAGGCAUGGCAUGGGGUAUUUGCAUCCCAGCAUCCUACUUCCUCAAAGCGCCCUCAGGAAGCGCGCGUGCCGUGUCGAGCAUACAAUGGCGUCUCCUCCGUAGUCUAAGGUUCAUUCUCAUGUUACUCAUGGGUGCCAUCGCAACCUUCCCUCUCUUUGUCCCUCCGUUCCUCCUGCCACUUUACAUCUCAUCGAUCGGUUUCUCCAGCCGAGUGGCUGCAUCUAUACUCGCAGCAUGGAACUUUGCCUCUGCCCUCGGUCGUAUCGGAAUGGGCUUUGGGGCUGAUAUCUUCCUCGGCCCGGUCAAUAGCAUGAUCCUCUCGCUCACUGUUAUCGGCGUGAGUGCAAUGGCCCUCUGGCCGUUCGCAUCCUCUCUCGGACUUCUUAUUUUCUUCGCGAUUAUCAAUGGAAUGGGCUCUGGUGGUUUCUUCAGUCUCAUGCCCGUCGUCGUAGGCGCGGUGUUUGGGGAUGGGCAGCUCGCGAAUAUUAUGUCCAUGUUGUCGACAUCCUGGACUUUUGGGUAUUUUCUGGGGUCGCCUAUCGCUGGAUACCUGCUAGAUGCUUACGGCGGCACAGACGCCGGCCUUGCUGCGUUUCGGCCCGCAAUCUUUUAUGCUGGAUCGCUGACCCUGGCGAGCGCGGGCCUGCUUUUCUGGAGAAGGAAUGUCAACCGUGCAUAUCAGGUUGAAAACGGCCAUUACUGA
Aspergillus oryzae RIB40 is the source of this 1353-nucleotide messenger RNA. RefSeq lists its product as uncharacterized. Gene Ontology annotation, molecular function: transmembrane transporter activity. The transcript has 5 exons. The record is from RefSeq and is a predicted model, not a curated record. Gene Ontology annotation, cellular component: fungal-type vacuole membrane. Lineage: Eukaryota; Fungi; Ascomycota; Eurotiomycetes; Eurotiales; Aspergillaceae. Gene Ontology annotation, biological process: transmembrane transport. Bases 1 to 1353 code for a protein of 450 amino acids.